CAUCAAGUAGCACAGUUAAUCUCAACCUUGGUUUAAUCUAGGUGCAAGUCGUACAAAACAACGCAAAAUGCUGAACGCCGACAUCUUUGUGAUUGUGCUAAUUACCAUAUUAACUUUGUUUUUGCUGGCUAAGUGGAUAAAUGUAUUCAGUAAAAAGCGGUAUCCGCCUGGACCAUGGGGAUUUCCUAUCCUCGGCCACGUACCGUUGUUAGGCGACAAACCGGAGAAGACACACUUACAGUGGUGGCAGCAAUAUGGCGAUGUCGUGCGUGUACGCCUAGGGAGCUGGAAUGCCAUUAUUGUCAACGGGUACGAGGCCAUCAAAGAUGCUCUGGAAAGGAAAGAUGAUGUUUUCUCCGGAAGACCUUCUUUUGUGUCAGUAAAGGCUACAGAGGAAGCGUUUGAUGGAGUUGCAAUUACCAAUCAAACCGACUUCUCUCCGAAAUACCUCCAGCUCAGAAAACUGCUUGUGACAUCUCUCCGGAAGUAUAUCUAUAAGUGUACAUAUUCUCCGGAAGAUGUGUGUAGGGAAGAAACGGAAAAAUUGACAGAAAAACUGCUUAGAUACCCAAAUGAUGAACCCGUGUCAAUAAUUUCUGAAGUUGAGUUGGCUGUUGAAAGUAUGAUAUAUCAAAUGAUAUACGGAAAAGGAAAGGAAAACGAAGUAGAAGCACAUGUAAAAGAAAUAGUUGAAGCAACGAAAGUCAUUAACAGGUUUUUUGGUAUGGGAAAUAUAAUAGAUGUCGUACCCUGGUUGCGUUAUAUAAUGAAAGGGACGAUAGAACGAUUAAAGAAAGCUAUACUGUUAACAGACUGGAUUAGAAAAGCUAAAAUAGAGGAACACAUCAAUUCAUCUGAGAAUGGUCGCAUGGAAGAUUUACUAGAUACAGUACUUGCUCUCUCAAAGGACUUACCUGAACAUGAAAACGGAAACAGUGUUUCAAGGGAAACUUUACUAACACAGCUUGUAGUUGUGCAAGGAGCCGGCUUUGAUCCUGUAUCUCGUAUAAUUCUAUUCAUAAUUUUAUACUUAGCUGCGUACCCUGAUGUGCAAGAACGUGUCCAGAAAGAGGUUGAUGAUGUUUUAGGUAACAACAAGGCUGUUUCAUGGAAAGACCGUGACAAGCUUCCGUACCUAUACGCAACCAUUCACGAAAUAAUGAGAAUAACAUGCAUCGUACCCACUACGAUACCGCAUUAUGCUCUCCAUGAUACGAUAUUACGUGGUUACGACGUCGACGAAGGAACCGUGGUCGUGUUAAACCUUCAUUCCGUUGCAAAUGAGAAGUCGUUUUGGGGAGAUCCGGAAGUAUUUCGACCAGAGAGGCUCCUUGACAAAAACGGUAAACUUGACAGAGAAAGGUGCUCGCAUGUUAUGAUCUUCGGUGCAGGGAGACGUAUUUGCGCUGGAGAACUGAUGGCAAAAAUGAAUAUUUUUAUCGUGACAACAACUUUGAUGCAACGCUGUUCGUUCAAAAAGGCGCCUGGUUGUGAUCUUGAUUUGGAGCCUAUUCGAUCGCUCGUAUACUCGCCAAAGCCUUUCAAGGUCACGGUGCAUGGAAGAUACUAAUGAACGGGUGAAAAAAAAUGAUGUUGACAUUUAUAAUUUAAUGUUAAAUUAAGCAAGAACACAACUUAAGGAAGUAACAUAUCCCACACAAGGAAGUCACAUCUAUGGCAUUUCACCUGAAACAAAUUGGUUACAACUGCGAAUUUUGACAAUUAUAUGGAUAUAUUUGAAUUUCAAAAAACAGUACUGUUACCAUCAUGAAUGAAAAUUUCAUUGUCAUCUAAUUUGGUGUUUUCUUUCUCGAGCGUGGUCAAAAUAACCGCCUUGACUAUAGCAAAACUAACAACCAUAACAUACUAUAUUAAAAGAUCGCGUAAUUUGCUUACGGAAAAAGGAAGUGAGAUUUAAUUUGCAGAAAUUCUGUUCUUUUGUGUAACCAGAUAACCAGCUUAUGUCACAGACCUCUUUCUAACCGCUGUCUUGUAUAACAACUUUGUCUGAUGAAUUUCCUUUUAUUCAUUUUUGCAGUAUUAUAGUCAGGUACAUGUAUUUGGUGCAAAAGGCAUGUCUAACAGAUUCUUUCGCAUAGUAUCAGGAUUUUCUUCAUGUAUAACCAGACAAUUUGCUCACCAUUACCGUAGUAUAUAAUCAAAUAAUUUUGUCAUGAACCUCUCUCUAACCAUUUACGUACAUAACCAGGUAUAUUUUGCGUCAUGAACUCUAACCAGUUACUUUGUAUAUAACAAGGUAUAUUUUCUGUCAUGAAUCUAAAUCUAACCAGUUACUUCGUAUAUAACAAGGUAUAUUUUGUGUCAUGAAUCUAAAUCUAACAA
Mercenaria mercenaria is the source of this 2343-nucleotide messenger RNA. RefSeq names its product cytochrome P450 1A1-like. Gene Ontology annotation, biological process: hormone biosynthetic process; progesterone metabolic process. Bases 68 to 1570 code for a protein of 500 amino acids. Gene Ontology annotation, molecular function: iron ion binding; steroid 17-alpha-monooxygenase activity; heme binding. NCBI's taxonomy places the organism in Eukaryota, Metazoa, Mollusca, Bivalvia, Venerida, Veneridae. The transcript has a single exon. The record is from RefSeq and is a predicted model, not a curated record.